GCGACGGAUUUGCGGGUGACGCGUGCAGGCUGCGCGGGCGCCGAGCCCGCCGGGAUUGUUACUGUAUAGAUAGGUGAGCAAAUGCCCGCGCAGGCGUCGCCGUCGCCUCCGCUGACGCCUGACGUUGCGCAUGCGCCGCCAGCAUCGCCACCUCACCCUUGCCGCGGCCAAGUCCCACGCGGCCCUCCUCAAGUCCGGCAUCUCCUUCCCCACGCCCUGGAACCAGCUCCUCACCGCGUACUCCGGCUCCGGCUCCGGCUCCGGCCUGGCCACCACGCGCCGGGUGUUCGACGAGAUCCCCCUCCCAGACGCGGUCUCCUGGAACUCCCUCCUCGCCGCGCACGUCUCCGCUGGCGCGCACCCGGACGCAUGGCGCCUGCUCCGGGCCAUGCACGCGCGGGGCCUCGCAGCCAGCACCUUCGCCCUCGGCUCCGCGCUCCGCUCCGCCGCCGCCGCGCGCCGCCCCGCGCUCGGCGCCCAGCUGCAGUCGUUUGCCGUCAAGUCUGGCCUCGCCGACAGCGUCAUCCCCGCUAGCGCGUUGGUCGACAUGUACGCGAAAUGUCGCUGCUUGAGCGAUGCUCGCCGCGUGUUCGAUGGAAUGCCGCAGCGGAAUACUGUCUCUUGGAACGCACUCAUUGCUGGGUACUCGGAGUCUGGGAAUCUUGCACAAGCAAUGGCGCUGUUUGCUGAGAUGGAGAGGGAGGGGCUGGCCCCAGAUGAAGCGACAUUCGCCACGUUGCUCGUUGUAGUCGAAGGUCCGAGCUGGUGUUUCUUAAUGCAAGAGUUGCACGGGAAGAUUAUGAAGUAUGGAUCAGCGUUGGGUUUGGUUGUGUCGAAUGCAGCAAUCACUGCAUAUUCGCAGUGUGGGGCCCUUGCAGACUCAAGAAGGAUAUUUGAUGGAAUUGAGAGUAAGGAUUUGAUAUCAUGGAAUUCUAUGCUUGGAGCCUAUGCUUACCAUGGGAUGGAUGAAGAGGCAAUGAGAUUCUUUGUCAGGAUGAUGCAAGAGAGUGGAGUCCGGCCUGACAUGUAUAGCUUCACAAGUAUCAUAAGUGUGUGUUCAGAGCACGGGCGUGAUGAUCACCGAGGGAGGGGAAUACAUGGAUUGGUGAUGAAGAUUGGGUUGGAAGCAGUCACACAUGUUUGCAAUGCUCUUAUUGCCAUGUACACUAGGUUCACUGAGAACUGUAUGAUGGAAGAUGCAUGUAAGUGCUUUAAUCCAUUGGCGCUUAAGGACACAGUCUCCUGGAACUCUAUGUUAACUGGAUAUUCACAACAUGGUUUGAGUGCUGAUGCUUUGAGAUUCUUCAGAUGCAUGCGGUCAGAGAAUAUUAGAACAGAUGAGUUUGCAUUCUCUGCUGCUCUGCGAUCCUGCUCAGACCUUGCUGUGCUUCAGCUAGGUAGACAAAUACACAGUUUAGUCAUCCAAUCUGGUUUUGCUUCUAAUGACUUCGUUUCAGGCUCACUGAUCUUCAUGUAUUCUAAGAGUGGAAUGCUUGGCGAUGCAAGAAAGUCUUUUGAAGAGGCAGAUAAGAGUAGUUCAGUGCCCUGGAACUCUAUGAUGUUUGGCUAUGCACAACAUGGACAGGCACAGUUUGUGACCAACCUCUUCAAUGAAAUGCUGCAACUUAGGGUUCCUUUGGAUCAUGUUACCUUCGUUGGCCUGAUUACCGCCUACAGCCAUGCCGGUCUUGUCGAUGAAGGGUCAGAAAUUAUCAAUACGAUGGAAACUAUGUAUGGAAUUCCUCUUCGAAUGGAGCACUAUGCAUGUGGUGUUGACCUCUAUGGGAGGGCUGGGCAGCUUGACAAAGCAAAAGAGCUUAUUGACUCUAUGCCAUUUCAACCAGAUGCCAUGGUUUGGAUGACACUUUUAGGUGCUUGCAAAAUCCAUGGGAAUAUGGAACUAGCAAGCGAUGUGGCAAGCUAUUUGCUUGUGGAAGAUCCUCGACAGCACUCCACCUAUGUUCUUCUCUCCAGCAUGUUUUCUGGUCUUGGUAUGUGGGGUGACAGGGCAACAGUUCAGAAGGUAAUGAAGAAUAGGGGAAUAAGCAAAGUUCCUGGAUGGAGCUGGAUUGAGGUGAAAAAUGAGGUGCAUUCUUUCAAUGCAGAGGAUAGGUCGCACCCAAGCAUGGAUGAAAUAUAUGAGAUGUUAAGAAUGUUGCUUCAAGUGGCGCAGAGGCUUUGUUCUUCUGAAGAUGAAGAGAUUCUCGUGACAACACCCAGUGAUACAUGACCUGCAACUUUUUGGUGUGUACGUUUCAUUCUUAUACAAACGUUACCCUAGCGUUAUCGAUUGUUUCUCUUGGAACUUGGCAUUGGGUAGUAAAGCUAUGAAAUUUGAUUUUGA
Panicum hallii is the source of this 2344-nucleotide messenger RNA. RefSeq names its product putative pentatricopeptide repeat-containing protein At3g25970. Gene Ontology annotation, molecular function: protein binding; RNA binding. Gene Ontology annotation, biological process: RNA modification. The record is from RefSeq and is a predicted model, not a curated record. The transcript has a single exon. The coding region runs from base 131 to 2230 and encodes 699 amino acids. NCBI's taxonomy places the organism in Eukaryota, Viridiplantae, Streptophyta, Magnoliopsida, Poales, Poaceae.